AUGGAAAGAACAGGCUUAGAUUUUCAGAACUUGGAUGAGAAUAUGAUUAAAUCGGAAGCUAAAACAGAAACUUGGCAUUGCCUUCCUCAAGAAAUGGACAAUUCUCAAACCUUGGGUACAUCCAAGGCCAAGUUUAAUGUGAAAGAGGAAGGGGCCGCAGUGACAGACCUCCCCUCCCUGGAGGAAGGCAUAUUGACCCAAUCAGAAAAUCGAGUGAAGGAUCACAGACAAACUUUCCUAUGUUCUCCAUUGCUAGUCAUUCAAGACAACUUUGCUUCUCCUGAUUUACCUUUGCUGACUUGCCCGAGCCAAGAUAAAGAGUUUGGAUCCAAUUCUCUAUUUCAGCAAAGUGAACUAGAGUUUGUACCUCUGAGGGGAGUUCCUGAUCGCUCUGAAGACACUGAAUGGUUUUCGCGACCGUCGGAAGUUAAUGAGGCUUUAUUACAAGCAACCUCAGAAGUAGCUUCAGAUCGAGUUAACAGUUGCUUCAGUUUAUCUCAGUACCCGCUUACGGGGAGCACUGCUGGGGAGUCUCAGCACUCUUUUUUAUUUCCUGAAGAAGAGCUUCAUGAAGAGGCCGUAGCUGGUGAACGGAAAACCCCGAAAGACUCUGAUAGUUACGAUGCACCUUGUUCAUAUAUGUCAUUGAAGACACAAGAUGUUGCACAGCAGUCAGAAACCAAGGCAGCUGGGAAAGAUCUGAUUUCUUCUCCAAGUUUUUCUGAUCUAAGUGAUGAAAGCGCAACUCUCAAAGGAAGCGAUAGUUUCGGUGCUUGUUCGUAUAUGCAGUGUUGGGAACAGGAAGCUUUGCAGCAGUCUGAAACAUGCGUAAACAGGAAGGACCAUGACUCCUUUUCAGAUUUAUCUGACACAGUGGAUGAAAACGAAACUCCCAAGGGAAAUGACAUGUCUGGUGACCCUCAUUCAAGUAGAACCUGGUGGACACAGGGAGCCUCACCCCAGCCAAAAGCAAGUCCAGUCAGUACAGAGCCAGCGUCCUCUCCACGUGAAGUCACUUUCCAUUUUAACAAUCAAACGCCGAAUUCCAUCUUGUAUUUGUGGGAAAGAAGCGAAGAGGUUCCCUUGACAUCUGAUAACCAUUAUUUUGAGAGUACUUAUUUAAGGAUUCCGACUGAAAAGGAGGUGAAACCGAAAACGGGUUCUUUGGAGAGUAAUGAAAGAAGUGCAGGGCCGGGGGAAGAACGAGUUGUGAGCGAUGACCAAAUACCUUCAGCGGUGCAUCUGCGACUCUUAGAAAUGCAGCAGGCUGCGCAUCUCAUACUUCCUGGUGACGUCUUCCGAGUUUCCGAAGCGUACGUCCUCUCCAAGAGUCAUGGAACCUCCACAAUGGAGGUUCCUGGGGGCCCUCUUCAGACUGUUCCACCCAACCUGGGUGAGGCACGAGAGCAACUGUAUUUCCAAAAGGACAGUAACCAGAAGGAAACGUCCAUUUCUGGUGGGAAAAACCUUGCUGCGAUGGAAGGCGUAGCCUUUGAGGCAGUUAUUGCCUCUAUCGAGCCUUCCCAGACGGGGAGUGCAGCCGAUGAGAUCCAAACUGACAACACAAAGUCUGUGACAAAUGACAGUCCAGAAAAGGCAGCAGAAGAUCCAUCUUUUUCCUUAACAAGUUAUAAGGAUGAAAAAUCUUUACUUGGCCAGCUUAGUCAUCCACGCUAUCAGUCUACCCCCGGGGUGUUUGAACCAACAGCCCCCAAACCAUCGUUGCCUAAAGAGGACGACGAUAGUUCCUUGUACUGGCAUCCCGGUUUGAAACCACAACCUAAUACUUUUCAGGAAAUGCUCACUGCAGAGCCCACAUCAUCUCCUUUAAGUGAAACAUCUCAUAGGCAGUCUGUUGGUCCUGACAGAACACAGCCAGUUUUAAUCCAGGGUGACACCAGACACGAACCAUUUCUUCCCCUUGGGAAGAUAAAGUCUGUGUCCGCUUUUGACCUCGCCGAGAUGAUAGACUCUUCAGACAUUCAUCCAGUGAACGUAUCCUCUUCAGAGACUUUGCUUUUACAGGGAUUAAAGCCCUUAACCCCUGAAGAAGUUGCACCUUCACCAUUGGAGCACCCACUGGGGAAGGCCACGUCUGACAUCAUUACUCUGGAUGUUGAUACUGACUACCGUAUCCUAGAGGAACAUGCAAUUGUGGGCAAGGAAAAAGCUGCUGAACUACUAAGAGAGGUAGACCACUCUAAUCUGAGUGCUGAUCGGUCUUUUUCAUCUACAUUGUCUUCGUUUGGUUCUCAUGAGACACCCAGAGAGUCAGAAUAUCACUCGUCAGAUCUCAGAAUGUUGCGAGUAUCUCCGGAGAGUGCAUCAAAGACUCUCAGACUGUCAGCAGGAAGUCAUUCUGAAGGAGGCACGGCUGAACUUACUCAAACCAACUUAAAAACAGACCUUACUAUCAUUUCUGGAGAUUCAGACAUUAGCUCUAAUUCUUCCUUUCACACUGAGGUUCUGCUUCAGUUGUCUAUAAGGAGCCCUCAGCCCCUCAAGACAGUUGGUGAACAUACUGAUAGUUUACACCAACAGACUUUGCCAGGUAGUCUUCUGAGUGAACCAACUCAGAGCAUUUCAACUGGACCUGCAUUGGCCAACCAGAAGAAUAGGAUACCAACAGCACCCUCUGGUUCUCACUCAUCUAGAGAAACACCUAGUAUUUUGUAUCAGCAAGAGUUGUCAGAUAGUCACCUCACUGAAGAAACGCUGCAAGUUUUAGCUGCUCACAGAACAGCUAGCCAGAAUGCUGAUAUAACAAGAAUAACCACUAGUUCCUACUCACAUAGAGAGAAGCUCAGUACAAUCUACACACAGGCCAUGCCAGAUAAUGGUCUGUCUGAAGAAGCUCUCUUACUUUUAGCUGCUCCUGGACCAGCUUCGCAGAAGACUGGGAUACAACCAGUACCCUCUGAUUCCUACUCACAGAGAGAGAAGCCGGAUACUCAAUUCCAGCAGGAUAGUCAUUUUCCUGAAGAGGCUCUGAAAAGCUCCAUUCUUGGACCUGCUGACCAGAAGAUGGCGAUACCAGCAGUACUGUCUCAUCACUACUCCCAGAGAGAGAAACCUGGUACUCACUACCAACAGGUCUUACCAGAUAGUCAUCUAACUGAAGAGGCUCUGAAAAGUGUUCCUGAACCAUAUGACCUGGACACUGGGGUGCCAGCAAUGCCCUCUAGUACUUACUACUCUCAUAGAGAGAGAUCCAGUAUUUUCUAUCAACAGUCGAUGGUACCAGAUGGUCAUUUAACUAGAGAGACUCUCAAGGGUUCAGCUGUUCCUGAACAACCUAAUCAGAACACUGGGAUACCGAUAGUGCCUACUAGUUAUUACUCACAGAGAGAGAAGCCCAGUAUUUCCUCUCAGCAAGUAUUACCAGAUAGACAUCUAAUUGAACAGGCUCUGAAAGGUUUAGUUGGUCCUGGACGAACUGACCAGAAGCCUGGGAUCCCAACACCAUCAUCUGGUUUCCACUCACAGCCUGGUGCAGGCUACCAACCAGUGUUACUAGAUGGUUAUCAAACUGAGCAGACGCUGAGUUCCUUUGUUCCAGGUGUACCAGCUGCACAGGAGCUUGAGAUACCCACAGUAUCUUCUGGUCCUUACACACACACACAGAAGCCUGGUGGGUUCUACCAACAGAUGCUGUCAGUUAGUCAUUUAAUUGAAGAGACUGUAAAAGGCUUCGCUGUUUCUGAACAACCUGACCAGAAAUCUGGGGUACCAACAUUGCCACCUUCUUCCCAUUCACAGCGAGAGCUUUUACCAAAUAAUCAAUACACUGACCAGGCUCUCGGGAGUUCAUUUGUUCCUGACGUACCAGCUGAACAGAAGACUGGCAUACCAACAAUGUCUGCUAAUUCCUACCUACUGAGAGAGAGGCCUAGUAUUUUAUACCAAAAAUCAUUUCCAGAUAAUUCCCAAACUGAACAGGUUCUGAGAAUUUUAUCUGCUUCUGAUGUACCGGCUGACCAGAAGGAUGAGAUAGCACCACUGUUCACUAGUUCUUACCCACAGAGAGAGAGGCCUGGUGUUUUCUACCAACAGACACUGUUAGAUAGCUAUCCAGCUGAACAGGCUUUGAGAAGUUCACCUCUUCCUGCCAUACUAGCUGACCAGAAUAAGGUGGAGGGGACUAGUGUUUCCUACCCACAGACAUUGCCAGGUCAUUAUCAAAGUGAACAUGUUCUGAAAGGAUCAACUAUUCCCGAACACCCUGGCCAGAUGUCUGGGGUACAAACAGUGCCUUCUAGUUCACUUUCUUAUAAAGAGAAGCCUCGUAUUUUCUUCCAGCAAGUGUUGCCAGAUAGCCAUCUUACUGCACAGGCUUUACAAAGUUUACCUGUUCCUGAUGUACCAGCUGACCAGAAUAAGGCUGGGGUACCAACAGUGUCUGCCAGUUCCUACCCCCAGAGAGGGGGACCUGAUGUUUUCUAUUCACAAACACUGUUAGAUGGUCAUCCGGCUGAGCAGGCUUUGAGAGGUUCACCUGUUCCUGACAUACCAACAGUGUCCUCUAGUUCCUACCCACAGAGAGAGGGACCUGGCGUUUUCUACCAGCAGUUGUUACCAGAUAGUCAUCGAGCUGCAGAGGCUUCUCGAAGUUCUCCUGUUCCGGACAUCCCAGCUGACCAGAAGAACGUGGGGAUACCAACAGUGUCCGCAAGUUCCUACCCACAGAGAGAGAGGCCUGGUGUUUUCCCUCAGCAGCUGUUACCAGAUAGCCAUCUAACUGAAGAGGGUCUGAAGGAUUUGGGUGUUCCUGGACAACCUCACCAGAGGUCUGGGGUACCAACAGCACCCUCUAAUUUCCACUCACAGAGAGAAAAGCCCAAUCUUUUCCACCAACAAGCCUUCUCAGAUAGUUAUCAAGCAGAAGAGAUUCUGAGAAUGUUAUCUAUUCCUGAUGUGCUAGCUCAACAGAAUAAGACCGGGAUACCAACAGUGGCCACUAGUUCUUACCCACAGAGAGAGAGGUCUGGUGUUUUCUACCAACAGUUGUUACCAGAUAGUCAUCCAGCUGAACAGGCUUUGAGAAGUUCACCUCUUCCUGACAUAUCGGCUGACCAGAAGAACGUGGGGAUACCAACCGUGUCCACUAGUUCUUACCCACAGAGAGAGAGGCCUGGUGUUUCCCACCAACAGACACGGUCAGAUAGUCAUCCAGCUGAACAGGCUUUGAGAAGUUCACCUCUUCCUGACAUAAUGGCUGACCAGAAGAACGUGGGGAUACCAACAGUGUCCACAAGUUCUUACCCACAGAGAGAGAGGCCUGGUGUUUCCUACCAACAGACAUUGUCAGAUAGUCAUCAGGCUGAACAGGCUUUGCGAAGUUCACUUGUUCCUGAUGUACCAGCUGACCAGAAACCUGGUAUACUAACAGUCACUACUAGUUCCUACCCACAGAGAGAGAGGCCUGGUGUUUUCCAUCAACAGCCAUUGCCAGAGAGUCAUCUAACUGAAGAGGCUCUGAAAGGGUCAGGUGUACCUGGACAACUUGACCAGAAAUCUGAGGCACCAACAGCACUCUCUAGUUCCCACUCACAGAGAGAAAAGCCCAAUACUUUCUACCACCCAGUGUUACAAGAUAGUUAUCAAACUGAACAGACUCUGAAUUCACUGAUUCCAGGCAUACCAACUGAACAGAAGCCUGGGAUACCCACAGUGUCUACUUAUUCUUACCCACAGAGUGAGAAGCCUGGUGUUUUCUAUCAACAAGAGUUGUCCAGUAGUCAUCUAACUGAAGAGGGUCCGGAAAGUUCACCUGUUCCUAGACCAGCUGACCAGAGGACUGGGAUAUUAAUACCCUCUAGUUCCUACUCACAGAGAGAGGAGCCUGGCAUUUUUUACCAACAAGAGUUGUCCAGUAGUCAUCUAACAGAAGAGGGUCCAGAAAGUUCACCUGUUCCUGGUCCAGCUGAUCAGAAGACUGGGCUAUCCACAGAAUUCUCUGGUUCUUACUCACAUACGGAGAAGCCCAGGACUCCCCACCAACAGGAGUUUCCAGAUCAUCGUUUCACUGAAGAGCCGCUUAAAGUUUUAACUGUUUUGGGACCAACUGACCAGAAGACUGGAAUACCAAGAGGGCCUUUUGAUUCCUACUCAGAUAAAGAGAAGCCCAGUGCUUUAUAUAAGCAAGCAGUGCUAGAGAGUCAACUAACUGAAGAGGCCCUGAAAGACUUACUUGUUCCAGGACCAGCUGACCAGAAGUCUAGGGUACCAAUAGUACAUACAAGUUCCUAUUUGCUACAAGAGAAGCCUGCUCUCUUCUACCAGCAGGAGUUGCCAGACAGUGAUCCGAGUGAAGAGACUCUGAAAGCUUCAGUUGUUCCUGGACCAGGGGAACCGAAUCAUAAGGUGCUCGCUAGUUUCUACUCACGGAAAGAAACACCUGAGCUUUUUUCCCAAAAGCUGCCACCAAAGGAUCAUGUAAGUGAAGAGCCUCCGAAAACCGCAGAUGUUCCUAAACCAACCGACCAGAAGGCAGGGGCAGCACCCCUGAUCUCUAGUUCUUACUCACCUAGAGAGAAGCCCAGUACUUUCUACCAACAGAAUUUUCCUGAGAGUCCCCUAACUGAACAGGCUCAGAAGGUUUCAACUGUUUCCGGACCAGCUGAUGAGAAAACUGGCUUACAGCGUACUCCUGUUAGUUCCUAUUCACAUACAGUGAAGCUCAAGAUUUUACCUGUGGCUAGAUCGGAUGACCGGACGACUAAACCAUCAACAGCUCCCACCAGUUCCAGUGCGCAUAGGGAGAAGCCCACGAUUUCAACUGUGAUUGGAUCCAAUACCCAGAAGGCUCCAAGACUGACAGUUUUGUCCACCUCCUAUUCUCAAAGCAAAAAGCCCAGUAUUUUUUCUCAACAGAAGUUGCCAGGUGGACCUCAGAAUGAAGGUCAUCUGAAGGUUUCAACUGUCCCUGAACCAACUGAUGGGGGUGCCGGAAUGCCAGGACCACUCGCUAGUUCCUAUUCACAGACAGAGAAAUCUAAUCGUUUCUACCCACCACAACUGUCAGGCAGAUAUCUGCCUGCUGAUCCUGUGAAAGUCUCAGUGAUUUCUAGACCAGCUGACCAGAAGAGUGUGCCACCAACAGUGUCUUCUAGUUCUGUUUCUCACAGAGAAAAGCCUAAUAUUUUCUCUCCACAGAAUUUGCCAGAAAGGCUUGUAACUGAAGAUGCUCUGAAAGUCUCAAGUGCCCUUGGGCAAGUUGAACAGAUUACUGUGUUGCCAGCAGUUUCCUCUAGUACUUAUUUUCAAAGUGAAAAGCACAAACUUGGUCCAGAUUGUGCCCGAUGGUUAACAGAUCGCUUUGAGUCCCCUGACCCCAGUCUUAGCCCAAAGACCAUACCCGUACAUUCUCAGGCUGAAGGCAGAGUUAAAAUACAUAAGCCCGAAGCUGUAAGUUUUGGAGACUUGUGCCCCGAAGAACCCCGAGGAAGUGACAAAACUCUUAAAGAGAUUCAGUCCCUUUUAAUGGAGGCCGAAAAUAUAGCACUGAAACGAUGUAAUGCUCCUGCUCCCCUUAUCCCUUUCAGGGAUGUCAGCGAUACUCCAUGUAUACAACCAAAGAAGGUGGUGUGCUUCAAAGAACCUUCCCCAGCUGAUGUAUGUAAUGGUGAUUUGCCUCAGAAUCGGCCCUUCUCACCAUUAUCAAAGAAAAAGCCAAGCAUCAGGUACACACAGAAGGAUAUUAGCACACAGACAAAUGUGAAAUGCCAGCAAGGCCCUGAAAAUUGGGAGUUUGUUCGUUCGACCCCAGUUAGAAGUACUGUGCACGAAGCAGAAACCAAUGCUAGACCAGUGUUGGAGGAAACCCUGAAGCGGUCUGAAACAGCCAGAUGUGUAAUGAGGUCUGAACCUGAGGGGUGUAGUGGAGCCAUUGGAAAUACGGUUUUUAUUCCUGUGAUGACUGUCCUAAAAAGUGAUUCAAGUAGUGACACAAGCGAUGGACACGGUUCCUGCUCAUGGGACAGUAAUUUACCAGAAUCUUUGGAGUCAAUGUCGGAUGUGCUUCUCAACUUCUUCCCAGAUACUUCCCCCAAUGUCAGCAUGUCAGACAGCCGAGAGGAGGAGGGGUGGUCAGAGAGUGAUGAUGGCGGUAGCAGCAGUGUAGACUCACUAGCUGCGCAUGUGAGAAACCUUUUGCAGUGUGAAUCCUCACUGAAUCAUGCUAAACAAAUACUGAGAAAUGCAGAGGAAGAGGAAAGUCGGGUACGAGCACGGGCCUGGAAUCUGAAGCUUAAUUUGGCUCACCACUGUGGAUACUCCAUGUCAGAAUUAAAUGAAGAUGACCGGAGAAAAGUGGAAGAAAUCAAGGCAAAGUUAAUUGGUCAUGGGAGAACCGAUUUAUCCGAGGGUUUCCAGAGUCCACGGGGAAUAGGACGCCAGCCAGAAGCCGUGUGUAGUCACAUUAUCAUUGAGAGCCACGAAAAGGGCUGCUUGAGGACUCUGACUGCUCAGCAGACACAACUGGACGAUCACCCGUGUGCCUUCCAAUCCGAUGAGCCAGAAGAAGCCUUCAGAGCACAGGAAGGCCCGUCGUCACGGAGAGCCAGGCACACGACCCUUUCCAGAUCACUCGACCAGAACCACCCCCGUUUCAAAGUUUGGAAUUCCUUGGGGCUGCAAAGCCACUCCCCAUUUCCAGACUUUACAUCUGAUAACUUUAAAGUGAGCAAGGAUCUUCGAAUGCCAUUCCAUGAAAAGAUGGACCCUUGGUUGUCAGAAUUCGUAGAACCUUCUUGUGUGCCACUGGAGGGAAUGGAUAUCCAUGCUUCAUCACACAUCGCACCCCCAGAAUCCCUGCAAAAAGUUACCACCUCCAUUACUUUUGCAUCUCACAGACAUUCGAAAUGCAUUUCAGAUUCCUCUGUUUUUAAGGUUGGUGUUACUGAAGGUGGUACUGGAACAUCUGUGGGGGUAUUUAAUUCUCGUUUCACCGAAGAACAAAAUCCCAUUCACAAUCAAAACCAGAGAGCCUCUUCCCCUUUUUCAUUUAACAUGUAUAGUCAUCCGCCUGAUAGAAAUCUGACUAUUUUAGCGAAGAGCGGCAAGCAAAGCCACAAAUUACCUGUUAAUUUUGAACAUGCUCACCAAGAAGAAAACCUCUUUAGAAAAUCACAUUUUAACAUCAGUCCUUCUGAACCUCGUCCUAGGGUGCUUGGUAGCAAUUUCAUCAGCCAGGGCAGACUGAGUUCUGCACUCAGAGUGAAAGAGAAGAAUAUUGCUGUGACUCCAGAUAUUCCUUCACUGAUUUUUCUUGAACAGCGUGAACUCUUUGAACAAACCAAAGUCCCACAUGCAAAUCAUCACCUGAGAAAGCACCGUCACUCCCCUCCUCAGCAUCAAGAUUAUGUACCUUCAAACCUCCCUUCUCAGUUCCUCCCAGAACAACAAGAGCUCUUUGAACAAAGCCAAGCCUCACAUGAAGAUUCCCAGAUGAGGGAACACUCUACUCCCGUUCCUCCGGGCCAGGAUUGCAUCGCAUUAGACCUUCCUUCGGACAUUUUUCUUGAACAACGCAAGCUUUUGGAACAGAGCGGUGGCCCGUGUAUAGAUCACCACCAUUCCCCCUUCCCUCCGGAUCAGGGAUGUGUCAUGGGAAAGGACGACCACCAUCAUCAGCCCACACUACACGUUCCUGAGAUGGUAAAUGUUGACCCCGAGUUCAACAAUAAAGUCUCCCAUGCAGUCUCAGAUCACUGUGCCCCACCUUUAAAUAGAAAAGCAGUUUCUUGUGUUCGUAUAACUCUUUCUCCCAAGGCUUCUUCCAAGUUGGAAAAUGGAACCUCAGAUAAAAGAGUACAUAAAGUGGAUCCUAUUUAUAAACCAAGGGUGAACAGAGAGUUCAACUCUGAGCAACAGACCGGAUCUUCGAUUGUGACGGAACCAAGCUCAGGAUCUAAAUCUUCACUAGACUUCCAUAUUGUACAUUUUCCUGUUACAGACAGUAAUAUUACUACUCAAGACUUGAAAGUGGUACCUUCUCAGGGUAGUCAGGUAGAGACCUCAAGGCAAACACAAGCGAACGUUUCAACUAGGGAAGGCGCUUCCAAGACAGAGAGGACUCCUGCAUCUGCUAAUCGACCACUAGAGCAGCUCAAGACCUCAGCAGAAAAAUUAUCAUCAGAUGCUGUCACCCAGAUAACAACAGAAAGCCCAGAAAAGACCUUGUUUUCGUCUGAGAUUUUUAUUAAUACUGAAGAUCGUGGGAGUAAAAUUCCAAAGCCCAAGCCUGUAGGUCAACCUAUCAGGUUUGCUUCAUCGUCUUCAAUCCAGCACAUUUCUACUACACGUUGCACACUCGCUCAGCCUUCACUGUUGCCAUACAAGCCUUCUGGAUGUUCAAAGAUGUACUACGUUCCACAGUUAGAAAAAAUUCCUCAAUUCCUAGAAGCCAAAUCAGACACUACUCUUGAGAGUUCACACUCAGGGUCCAAUGAUGCCAUUGCUCCAGAGUUCCCGGCCCAGGUGCUCGGCACAAGGGAUGAUGACCUCUCAGACACCAUUAGCAUUAAGCACAAAGAGGGGAUCUACAGUAAGAGGGCAGUGGGGAACAAACCCUGUCUGAAGGACACUGCAGUUCAAGUGUGCAUCACUGUGGAUGAGAACCUGAGAGAAAAGAUCUGCAGUCAAAGGACAGUGACUAAACUUGCCCCUCCUGAGGAGAAGGAAUCCUUACCGAAGUACAGUACAGAAUCCAGAUGUCAUUCGGAAUUGGAAAAUACUACCCAUUCUGUCUUCAGGUCAGCUCAGUUCUACUUCCAUCAUCCAGUGCACCUACCAAGUGAUCAGGACUUUUGCCAUGAAUCCUUGGAAAGGGGUGUUUUCAUGAGCCAAGACUCUUGUCUUUCUCCGCCAUACCAAAGUGUGGACAAGACUAAGAUGGAUUUUACCAGGAUAGAGAGCCUCCGUAUCAAUGUGAACUUGGGGAACAAAGAAGGGGUGAAUGCACCUAAAAGUCAAGCUAGAGAUCCUCUCAAAUGUAACAGACAAAGUACUGAUCUAAAACGAGACCAUAAGGUCACCCCUGAACCAACAGCUCAGGACACACCGACCUUGAAUGAACUCUGGACCCAGUACCAGGAGAGACAGAAGCACCAGAAACCCUCUGCGUUAUGUGACAGUAAAGAACUCUCCCUGGUGGAGCGUCUUGAUCGACUGGCUCGGAUUCUUCAGAAUCCCAUCGCACAUUCUCUGCAGGCCUCAGACACAGGGCAUGAGGAGCGCAGAGAGGAGCGGGCCACGAAGGGGUGGUACAGCAGACCGCAACAGCAGAACAGCAAGCUUCCGAAAAAGAAGCGGUGUAAAGGCGUAGACAGAUGCCACCGGAAUGUGGACGCGCCGGGAAAAGGCAGCGUCCUGUGUACUCAUCAAGCGGAGAGGCCCAAUCAGAUCAAAUUUGAGCAUGUGAAAUUUAAUAAGUACAUCCUGAGAAAACAGCCAGGUUGUAAUUGUAGAAGUAACACUUCUUCAGAGUCUCGGCCCUCCGAGGAGAGUGAGCUGCUCACCGACACUGCCACCAACAUCUUCUCCACCACCACGUCUCCUGUGGAAUCGGAGUAUCUGACCCAGACAGACAAGGAGGUGGCCGUGCACGAGAGGAGCAGCUCCAUUUCCACCAUCGACACCGCCCGACUGAUUCAAGCGUUUGGCCAUGAAAGAGUGUGUGUGUCGCCCCGGCGGAUUAAACUAUAUAGCAGCAUCACCAACCAGCAGAAGCGGUGCCUUGAGAAGCGGUGCAAGCCGAGCCCGAAAGCCGUGGCCCUGGGUCACUUUCACGUGGCUGCUGAACACACCGGGCGGAGGAACAUCCAGGUAGAAGAACAGAUGGUUUCUUCUGACUCUGUUUCGUCUUCUGCUAGUAGUUUCUGGAACUCUAGCCCCAUCCUUUGCAGCAAGCAGCACGUACAGAUGUUAAACAAGGGUGUCCAAGCAGGUAACUUGGAGAUUGUGAAUGGCGCCAGAAAACACACAAGAGACGUGGGAUUGAAUUUCCCAACUCCGAGUUCUAGUGAGGCUCGAUUAGAGGAGGACAGCGAUGGGAGUUCUUUUCUGUCUGAAAUAAAAAUCGAGGAGAAACGGAUCCACGCCUGUCUUCCCCCGGACAGAAAGUCAAGGAGGAGCAUGACAAGUCUCUGUGAAGGGCAUGAGAAGGCUGGCGUUGUCAACCUGCUUCGCAUCAAGUCCCCAGAUGCCAGCAUGGAAGGUGUUCCUGGAGGCCAUGUGUAUGUGCUAGCCUUGCCUAUUCCUGCCAAAACCUUGGCCUUAAAAGACAUGGCACCUGGAGAGCUGGCGCACGAGCCCGGGGCUUUCUCUCGUCCUCAGGAAGCGCUUCACUUUCACAGACCUGACUUCAUUUCUCGCUCGGGCGAGCGGGUCAAGCGCCUGAAGCUGAUCGUCCAGGAGCGGAAGCUGCAGAACGUGCUGCAGAGCGAGCGGGACGCGCUGUUCAACGCGGGCCCGGACUGGCCAGGCAGCCAGCGGAGCGUGCGCCCACGGACCAGACAAGGCUUCCUGGCUGCCCAGAAGAGUAGAGCUAUUGGAAAGAAGGAAAUGAUUCAGAGGUCUAAACGGAUGUAUGAGCAGCUUCCAGAAGUUCAGAAACGGAAAGAGGAGGAGAAGAGGCAGUCAGAAUAUAAGUGCUACCGGCUGCGGGCCCAGCUCUAUAAAAAGAAAGUGACCAAUCGACUCUUGGGAAGAAAAGUUCCCUGGGACUAACAUGAGAUUAUUUUCCUGAGCCCCUGGAAGUAUAUUUUAUAAACUUGGAGAACUGGCCUUCCUUGUAUGUGUCUGCAUUUAAUAAAGUGUCCUCUAUGUCCAUGUAUAA
Molecule: messenger RNA, 12838 nt
Organism: Echinops telfairi (small Madagascar hedgehog)
Lineage: Eukaryota; Metazoa; Chordata; Mammalia; Afrosoricida; Tenrecidae
Gene: ALMS1
Product: ALMS1 centrosome and basal body associated protein
Exons: 21
Coding region: 1-12729 (4242 amino acids)
Biological process (GO): regulation of centriole replication
Cellular component (GO): centriole; cytosol; centrosome
Source: RefSeq, a predicted model, not a curated record